Messenger RNA from Prunus armeniaca (apricot), 291 nucleotides. NCBI's taxonomy places the organism in Eukaryota, Viridiplantae, Streptophyta, Magnoliopsida, Rosales, Rosaceae. The record is from the annotation of a GenBank genome assembly.
AUGAACAGAGUUGACUUUGCUCCAUGCGGAGCAAAUCCAAAUCGAACCCAGUCACUCACCCUCGGUGCAAGUGAGUCUGGGUUGGUUAUUGAAAGGGAGCUACUGGUGGGGUUUGUGACAACUAACAAUGCGUGUAACUCCAAGGUUUUGAGUGCUUGGCAGAUGAUUGUGGUUCCACGGGGACUGGUUCGCUUUCGGCCAAAUUCAAACGGUCACUUGCCUGGGUCUCUUGUACUUUCCUUUCAUCACGCCUUCAAUCCCGACCGAGCAUUAACUGAGGCUUUUAAGUAG